Messenger RNA from Salvia splendens (bonfire salvia), 2617 nucleotides. Its product is annotated as transcription factor LHW. Lineage: Eukaryota; Viridiplantae; Streptophyta; Magnoliopsida; Lamiales; Lamiaceae. The transcript has 10 exons. The record is from RefSeq and is a predicted model, not a curated record. Gene Ontology annotation, molecular function: DNA-binding transcription factor activity; protein dimerization activity. Gene Ontology annotation, biological process: regulation of DNA-templated transcription. Bases 452 to 2392 code for a protein of 646 amino acids.
GUGUUUUUUUUGCUCUAAUUAUGAUGGCCUCUUUUUAAGCUUUAGGACAUUUGGUUCAGAGCUUGAGACAGACAUCCAGCCCUCAUCUUCCUACUACUAUUCCACUUGCUGUUUCUCUACUCUUCAAAAACCACCACUUUCACUCACAACCAUUCAUUCUUUGCUCUGAAACUCAGUGUUUGUGUUUGCUUUUUCUACCCUAAUCUGAACCCCCAGCCAAAACCACUUUCACUUCCACCAAAGCCUGCUUUUUCAUUUUCACCUGUGAUUUUAUCAAUCAUCCCUUCAAAAAGACUGCAUUUUGUUUAUGUUUCUUGAUUGCUCUGUGAUCUCAGCUUCUAGGUUUUCGACACCAUACAUAAAAGAGAGAUCUUUGGAGGUCCGCAACUGAUUGACAGCGAUUUACUUGGAGUUCUUGCAUCUUCUUUCUUCGACAAAGUUUGAUUCAACCAUGAAGGAAACCCUCAAGAAUCUUUGCUAUAGUUUUGGAUGGAGUUAUGGAGUUUUCUGGGGUUUUGAUCAGACAAAUUCAUUACUAUUGACAUUGAAAGAUUGCUACUAUGAAGAACAAGUGGAAACGCUGAUUGAUUCUAUGCUUCUGCAAGCACAUGUUGUGGGAGGAGGGAUAAUUGGCCAAACUGCAAUUGGAAAAAACCAUCUAUGGUUGGAUUCAGAUGCUUUUCAUGGAAGAAGAAAUAGUGUAUUAUCGUUUGAUAGUCAUGACAAUUCCCAGGAUGAUUCUGAGUUUUUUUGCCAAUUCUCUAUGGGGAUAAAGACUAUUGCUGUGAUCUCAGUGGAACCGUGGGGAGUUGUGGAGCUUGGAUCCACUCACAAGAAUCCUGAGAUGAAAAGUUUUGUAGAACAAGUGGAGCAAGUUUUCAGAGAAAUGGAUGGGAUUGAGGGUGUAGGAAAUGGGACUCAGUUAGAUAGCCAUUUCUUUGAUUCUAGUAAUAUGCUGUUUGAUUCAUCAUUGUCGAGUGGCAUUUUCCAUUCUGAGAAUUUGAUGGGAGCAGAUCUGCUCUUAGAGUCUGUCAAUUUCCUUGAUUUCUCUGAUUAUGGUGAUUGUUCAACUCUUACCACAUCCUUUCCCGAGCCAAUAGAUGAAGAAUCUUGCAAAGAUUCAAUCUCCAAUGCUCCUCUUAUCCUCUCAAGAGAUAUGUCUAACACCCAAGAUUCAUCUAUCAUAACUCCAACUGAGAAACUCUCUGGCUUACUAACUGUGGAGGAGUACUUCGGCUUGUAUUCUCCGCAUUCUAAUGCAUUAAUGAAGGGGUUGCGUUUGAGUGGAACAACUUCAACUUCUGUACCAACCAAUUCAUUACAAAGUUCAGUGACUAAUGCAUUGAGAUCAAGUGAUGAUGCUAAGUGUUCAAUGGGAGUCAAAGCUGUUAGGGAAAACCCGGUGGUUUGGACUGGAUCUGAUUGCAUCUCACAGAAUGUUAGGAGCAACUCCAACAGUUUGUUCUCCAAGUUAGGCCUUGACCAGCUUUUGGAGACUAGCAGCCCUUGUUCGUUUGAGGAUCAGUCUUCGUCUACUGCUAAGAGAAGAAGAACCGGCAACUUCUCAUGGAGCCAAAGCCAAGUUAAACAUGUUGGGGAAAUGAAAUCAUACAACCCUGAGCCAAAGAAUAGUCUAGUUAGUAAGGAGCCGCGUUCAUGUGUUGAUGAUAGUUGUUCAUUGGAUGUUAGAACGUCUAGGAGGCAUGAGGAACAAGUGAAACCCAAGAAAAAGAAGGCUAAACCGGGGAGCAAACCAAGGCCAAAAGAUCGACAGAUGAUCCAAGACCGGCUUGGAGAGUUGAGGGAGCUCAUUCCCAAUGGAGAGAAGAUGAGCAUUGAUCGUUUGUUGGAACGAACGAUCAUACACUUGAACUUCAUGCAGAGUCUCAACGGAUAUGCUGAAAGUCUAAAACAAAUUGCCAAGCCAAAGUGUAUGGAGGUCUGUCAAAAUAAAUCCAUCAAUGGUGGUGAUAGUGGAGUGACAUGGGCAUAUGAAGUUGGCAACGAUGCUAUGGUUUGUCCACUGAAAAUCGAGGACCUUAGCACGCCCGGCCAGAUGCUUAUAGAGAUCCUCUGCGAAGAACAGGGCUUCUUCUUGGAGAUUGUACAGAUUAUUCGAGGUUUUGGCUUGACUAUCUUGAAGGGGGAGAUGGAGGCUCUUGAGCAGAAGAAGAUAUGGGCUCAUUUCAUGGUGAAGGCUGAGGGUGCGCGUUUUGUUACACGUCAUGAGAUCUUUUCGUCCCUCAUUCAUCUCUUGCAGAUGACGGGACAGGGUGCAGCCAACAUGGACGAGGGGUAUGGCAAUGUCGGCGUCUCGGCCUUCAACAGUUUUCAACCUUAUGCUUCAUUUCCCCUCAGCUUUGGUGAUGCCCUUCAAUGUGCUAACUUGUGACAUGUCUCAUUGAGAGAUUAGUUUAGAGUUUGAUGAGUAAAAUUAAUAGAAAGGUUUGUAGUCUUAGAUGAAGUGUGAAAUUGACUGUUGGAGUAUAUACAAAUUCAUACUAUAGUGAAUUUGUUUUCUUUCUAGGAGAUGUGUGUGGUAUAGUAUAUGAAGGGGAAUUUGUUAAGAAAGAACAAUGCUUAAGUUCUCCAUAUAAAGUUUCUGUUUUAGAACUUU